UUGAGACUGGAGGGAAUCCGGCCAUUCUUUUCAAAACCCAUCCUAAUAUGAACAAAGAACUCUUCACCAGUGAGAAUAUACUGGGCUUGAAGGACCCUAAUAGGCCUUUCCCCACUGGCCAAGCUGGUGAUGUGGGAGGUGUUGGUCUUUUGAAGUGGAGAAUGCAAAGUGUUGAUGAGUCAAUGGUGCCAUUGUCAAUUAACUGCUGGCCCUCUGUUUCUGGAAACGAAACUUACGUGAGCAUCGAAUAUGAAGCUUCAUCAAUGUUUGAUCUGCAAAAUGUUGUUAUCUCAGUACCUCUUCCUGCUCUCCGAGAGGCACCAAUUGUUAAGCAGAUUGAUGGAGAGUGGAGGUAUGACUCUAGAAAUUCUGUCUUGGAGUGGUCGAUACUUCUCAUUGAUAACUCUAACCGCAGUGGAUCGAUGGAAUUUGUUGUGCCUCCAGCUGAUUCAUCAGCUUUUUUCCCCAUCUCUGUGCGGUUUUCAGCUACCAGUACAUACAGUGACCUAAAGGUUGUAAAUAUCCUCCCUUUAAGAGGCGGACCUUCUCCCAAGUUUUCACAGAGAACGGUUUUGGCCACCGAAAAUUACCAAGUUGUGUGAUCGCUUCUUUCUGAAUUUCAUGCACGGGGUUUAUGAGAGUUUCCAUUGGCAUUCUUAGAGUACACUUUGAAUUGUAUGGGAGUUUGACAAUUAGCAUUUUUUUUUCUUUUUCCAUUUUGUGUUAACCCAUUGUAUAAGUUUAGAGAUACCUGUUGCUGCUCUUUUUAUCUUAUUGACCUAAAAUUUUCAUGUUA
Messenger RNA from Pistacia vera, 796 nucleotides. Its product is annotated as coatomer subunit delta-like. Gene Ontology annotation, cellular component: COPI vesicle coat; cytosol. The record is from RefSeq and is a predicted model, not a curated record. NCBI's taxonomy places the organism in Eukaryota, Viridiplantae, Streptophyta, Magnoliopsida, Sapindales, Anacardiaceae. Gene Ontology annotation, biological process: Golgi localization; endoplasmic reticulum to Golgi vesicle-mediated transport; retrograde vesicle-mediated transport, Golgi to endoplasmic reticulum. The transcript has 5 exons. The coding region runs from base 48 to 602 and encodes 184 amino acids.